Molecule: messenger RNA, 817 nt
Organism: Leptopilina heterotoma
Lineage: Eukaryota; Metazoa; Arthropoda; Insecta; Hymenoptera; Figitidae
Product: isochorismatase domain-containing protein 2-like
Exons: 4
Coding region: 158-769 (203 amino acids)
Cellular component (GO): cytoplasm
Source: RefSeq, a predicted model, not a curated record
UAACAUUUUGUAUCCAACCCUGUUAAAAUGUGAACUUUGAUCAACACAAGACUAAAUUCUCUUAUUUUCGUAAAUUAUUUAACAACAAACCAAAAUAUUAACACUCUCGUAAGACUUCAGUAGAAAUUACAUUUUUGCUUUAUUUAGAAAAACAAAAAUGGCUAUCAAUGCAGCAAAAGCUGUUUUAAAACCAGAAAAAACAGCUCUAUUUAUAUGCGAUGUGCAAGAAAGGUUUUCAAAAGCAAUUUUUCAAUUUGAUAAAAUGGUCUCCAAUUCUUCGAAACUGGUAGAUGCCUUGAAAAUUUUGAAAAUUCCCAUGCUAGUGACAGAACAGAAUCCGAAGGCUCUUGGAAGAAUAGUUCCCCAAUUGGACGUAAAGGGAGCAAAAGGUCCUUUCGCAAAAACACAAUUCAGUAUGUAUACUCCUGAGGUUCGAAAGGAGCUGUCAACACUUUGCAGUGGCAAACCUCCGGAGUCGAUUAUAUUAAUUGGCAUCGAAGCACAUGUUUGCGUUGAAAACACAGCCAUUGAUCUCAAGCAAAAUGGAUUUGAAGUUCAUACCGUCGCUGAUUGUUGCUCAUCACGAACUCUCGAAGACAUGACUCUAGCCUUGGAGAGAAUGAAGCAAUUCGGCUGUCAGAUAACAACAUCAGAGAACGUCAUUUUCAAACUUUUGGCAGACGCAAAACAUUCGGAAUUCAAAAACAUUCAGGCCCUAGUCAAAAAACCGUCAGAUUUCAUUCAUUCAGUACCUAUGUCGAAAAUAUAACUGCAAAAACUAAAAACUGUUUUUGAAAUAAAAUUAUUCUUCUGUAAA